GUUGACAGUAGGGUUCGCCAUUUUUAGUUACUGCUCUUUGGCAAUUUCACUUUCAUGUCGACACUUCAUUUUGCUGAACAAGGUGAAGUGAAAUGGAGGAAGACGAUCUGAAGAUAAACCAUCAUCGGGAUGGUGUUCCUUUAGAGCCAGUCUACAAAGAAUCAGGAAAUGAUGCGAUUGAUGGCGAUGAAGCAGACUAUUUGUACAAACCAAAAAAAAGGAAAAAGAAGAAGAGAUCGUUGAAAGAUUAUCACAAAUCACCUCUGAAUGAACCCAUGAAGGAGACCCCAUUCGAUUCUCAUACUUCUUUGAAAAGGAUUGACUAUGUCUUAGUGUAUGAGAACAAAGAAAUUGAAACGCUUGAUAAAAAAGAACGGAAAAAAUUUGAAAAAAAUGAAAAACUCAGGGAGCGAUUUGAACAAGUCCUUGUGAAUCAAGAACAUUUACAAAUUGAGAAAGAAAGAGUCGGAGAGGUGACGUUUUUAAAAAUUCAUUGUCCGUUUCCUAGGAUGAGUCAAGAGGCUGAAAGUGUUCAUUUAGAAAUGCCGCUAAGAGAGGGUGCUAUUCCAGAUGAUGAAACACAUGGCAGCUGUUAUAAUUACUUUGUCACAGACAAUGAACAGGACUAUGUGAGUGCAUCAUAUGAGACUGCUAAAAGACAUGUAUUUAAAGGUUUUGAGGAUCCAGAGACCUUCUUUAGACCAGCUUUGCGUUCCUAUUUGGUGAACCAUAUGCUAAUAAACUUGGAUAUCACUGAGAACACAGAUGAGAAGGACGAAGAUACAUUACGUAGAAAAGGGCUUCCAUAUUUAUUGAUGAAAGAGGCGUACACAGAUGCCUUCAUUCUUCAUGAUGAAUCACCAUACGAAUAUUACAAGAGAAAAAAAGAUGCUGGAGAAGAAGUCCCAACGAAAGAAGAAUUUGAGAAACAUGCUAAAGCCGAAAACAUUGAAGAUCCGCGUAAAGAGUUGAAUGAUACAUGGUGCCGUUUUACUAAGUUUCAGCCCCUGUGGAAGAUCAGGAAUUAUUUUGGGGAGAAAAUUGCUUUCUACUUUGCUUGGUCUGGCACACUUAUUACCACCCUCUGGAUUCCAACGCUAUUAGGAGUGGCUAUCACCUUGUAUGGUUUAUAUCUAAGUGUUGAGGAAUAUGAAGCCCAAAAGAAUCAAGUCUUCAAUUCUACAGCCAAUGUAACAUUCAACAAUACUGUUGGUACAACGCCAGCGUCAGUGGUCGGAGAGUUGAAAAAUUUAGGAAUGGACAUUUAUUCCAUAAUUAAACAGUCAUUUGACAACUCAGUAACGCCGUAUUUUUCCAUCGUUAUCUGUCUGUGGGGUACGCUGUUCCUUGAGAUAUGGAAGCGUACAAAUGCAAGGCUUGCAUACGAAUGGGACGUGGAUAACUAUGAGUUCAAUGAAAUUGACAGACCACAGUUCUAUGGUACUAAAGAAAGAGUCGUACGUAAAAAAGACAUUUUAUUCAAGUUUCCCGGGAGUUUGAUUUGA
Messenger RNA from Saccoglossus kowalevskii, 1505 nucleotides. RefSeq names its product anoctamin-7-like. Gene Ontology annotation, molecular function: chloride channel activity; protein dimerization activity. Gene Ontology annotation, cellular component: plasma membrane. Lineage: Eukaryota; Metazoa; Hemichordata; Enteropneusta; Harrimaniidae. The record is from RefSeq and is a predicted model, not a curated record. Gene Ontology annotation, biological process: chloride transmembrane transport.